CAUCAUUGCCCUCGCAUCCGGAAAUUGUACUUCUGCCCAACAUCACCACACACAUUGUCUAUCACUUGUACAGCGCCGUGGACCAGGAUAGGGAUGAACAGCCACCGAAUCAGACCGAGUGCCUUGGUCAAGAGGUUUUGCCCCUCACCAUCACUCUGCCUCACCGUGUCUUCCAUUGCCCAAUAAGUCGAUCAAUGUCGACAAGGAUAUAUAUCCGUCGUGCGAUUGUCUCUGCGAAUACUGUUCCUCUCUCAUCAACAUUUUGUGUUGUGGAAACUCCCUAAGUCUAUGACGCAUCAAUUGCACGUACCAGACUUGUCCUAUUGACCGGCAAAUGACCCUGUUCGCUCUGACCACAGCAUAGCCCUUGUCUUCAAUUGAUUUGACCGGGUCUCGCCUGCACUUAAGGUGUCAGCAAUGAAUGGUCUUGACAGAGUCAAGUCUCCUCCAGCACACAUUUACGAGCACCGCCAAAAGAUAGGCAUUCUGUCGCGAACACUCAACUCAACGUCAUGCAUUAGAUGGAUUCUCCCGGCAAGAAUAAGAUCUCCAUCAAAGGAGGAUGUUGUUUUUGUUGGGGCCACCUUCAUACAACUGUACGAGUUCAUAGAGACUGGGCAGCUAGUCAACACAACGGCCAAGCUCGACAUUGGAACUCAAAUAACCGAUGCAAAAGUCAUCUCGGCCGACGUGGAAGUCAUCCCGAUCCUUGAUGCGAUCCUAAAACAAGAGAGAGAUCAAGAGAACUACAGCAUUGGUGGGCAGCCCAUUGACCAUGGAGAUCCAGCACAGAUACUAGUCAUCGUGACUGUCGACAACGAACUCAUCUUUGCCUGUGCACGAGAAGACACCAGCGGCGAUGUAAGGUUCGUUUUUGCAAAGCGCCCUCUGCUCAGAGGAGCAGGGUUACCGUCCAGUCAAUGCCGAUAUGUAGCUGUCGAGCCGCAAUCUCGUGCGCUUGCCGUUGCAUCCCCUUCAGGUUAUGUUGGAAUAUUCAAGCUACGCAGGGUUGACGAAAUUCAGAGAGAGAUAGACAGGUGGAAUCCUCUGGAAAAUGGCUCAUUUCGUCCGUCAGAUGAGCAACGCUUCAUUCAAGUCCGAGGCAAUGUCAUGAUGAUGACUUUCUUGCCUAGCCCUGAUUCGGAUCCCCAUCUAGUGGUGCUUCUCCUUCUGGUCUGGGGUGGCGAAGAAGAGAAGGCAACACGUCAAUAUAUGUACGGCUGGGACACACGGUCUCCACUUCAGACAAUAAAACCUAUGCAGAGCAGUGGCCGGCUCCUGGCCGAGGACGAGCUCCCGACGAUGCUCAUUCCCUCUGCACGACCCUACUCAUUUAUCAUGGUCAUGAAAACGGGUCUGUCGUAUUACGAGAAUGUCCAUACCAACAGCACUAAGCGAAUUCAUUGCCCCUUCGGACAACAAGCGGCAGGAUCUUUAGAGUGGGUUCAGUGGGCAAAACCAAGGCGCCACAACGAGUACAAGGAGAAGCGGGAUGACUUUGUGCUGCUGAGAGAAGACGGCCUACUUCAAUACUUUCAAAUUGAGAAGGCCUCUAGUUCUAAAUUCAACCUCAAUUGGACAAUCGGCCGACUGGGGCUUCAAGCGGACACGGCCUUCUGCAUGCUCGCAGGCCCUCCAGGCAAAGGUGGCGACAUCUUCAUAGUCGGGGGCAGUAUGACAGAUGGAGGUGUCUUCCAUGUCUCCGCGAGAGGAACUCCCGAGUGCAUUCAACUCCUAGAGUCGAUAUGUCCUCUUCGAGACAUCACUCUUGGUCCAUCCGCCGGCAAUCGACCCGGUGGACUCUGGUCGCGAGAGAGUCCAGAUCAAUUAUUUGCAUGCUGCAGUCGCGGCUCAGACCAGGGAGUACUGUUCGACAUCAGAUAUGGGGUGGAGGCACAAGUUGGGUGGACCGUGCCAUAUCCAGAUGCUGCCUUCAUCGACAGGAUAUGGACGUUGGAGGUACCGCAUCGCAACGAACUGUUGGUUCUGGCUUCCCUGCCAACACAGUCAACCAUGGUAUCAUUUGAGCUUGACACGCAAGAGCUUUCGUUCACGAAUCCAGAGAGCCAUCCCGGGUUUGACUUUGACCACCCUACGCUGACGGCAGUCGUUGUUGGUGACGGGGACUCCAUACUACAGGUUACCACACAGAGCAUCAACAUAAUCCCCACCAGAAUUGACGCUUCUCUUUCCGAAUUUCUUCGGAUCAAAUGUGAAUUAUGCGAAGCGGCAUUCUUCGAUGACGGCCGGCUUUUCGUCACAGCCCGCCAAGCGGCCAAGGGUUACGAGAUUUGUCUUACUUCCACGUUGCAUUCAUUCGAUGAUGGUGGUGUGAGCUUGAAGGAAGCAGAGCCAACACUAAUGUUGGAUAUCCCUACGAGCUUGUGCUGCUUUGAAGUUCGGGGCAAACGCAUAGUGCUCGUCGGCACGGACGAGGGGCGACUCUACUGGUACACUGUGCAGAAAGACCUGUCUUUGCGGAAAGUCUUCCAGCGUGAGUCUUCUGAUUUUGAUCUCAGGAUUGAACAGUGCGCCGUGAGUUCCCUGGCUGCACUUCAACAAGGUGACGGGGAUCCAGUGCUGCUUCUCUGCGGCUUACGGUAUGGGCUUCUGAUCUGUCUGGAUUUACGAUUGCCAAAUCAGUCGUUCAAAUUGACGUGUUCCGGCAUACACGGAUUGGGAACCACCUCGGUCCGGAUUUUCCAGGAAAACAUAUCUUCAGGACGAUCGAGGCCAUCUUCAGCUUUGGUGCUUUGCGGAUCGGCGACCAGCCGUAUCACACUUCACCGCCCUGCGUCAAUUGUAGACUACACUAUCUCGUCACUGUAUGUCACAGACCGUUCAGAUCCUUCGACUCAGUACACGGUCAACUCUCUUCAUCGAAUCCCGAAGCUGUCACCUCCUUCCCAAGACCCGGGUGGUUUGGUGGUUUGCGCAACGGAAGACGAGCUCUUGUUCUGCUCGCUCGUAGCGCAAGAACAGACCGUCACGCGAAGGACGUCUGUCGACGGUGUACCACGACAUGUACUGUAUUCAGAGUACCUUCAAAAAUUUGUCGUCGCAUUCGAAAAGACCCAUGUUCUGACAGGGGGCCCUCGUGCCAAAGGACCCCAAGAUUUUGCGUCUGGUCGGAUGGAAAGUGGCGUGAAGACAUCAGUUUCUCCACGAACGAUACAGCAGGUGGGUCUUCACAUCAUCGAACCCAGCCUGAAAGUGCCCAGCGACAAUCAACUCUCUGUGAUUGUGACGGAAGAAACCAACGAGAGUGUCAACGCUCUCAUCCACUGGGCUCCGACGGAUGGCGAACAUCACUACGAAUGGUUCGUCCUGGCUCUCGAACAGAAAGAGCCGGGCUUCCCUCGUUGCAGUGGACGUGUCGUCUGCGUCAACGCGAAGAACCUCAGCAAAGGUAUCCCGGACACCAACCCCAAGGUUGCAUUCAGGAGUCCCGAACAACCGGUCACGGCCAUCUGCGCCUACAAAAUGUCGUCUCUCCUGAUCGCCGCCGGGAGUGAGAUCCACCUCCACCAUUUGGACUUUGCUUCUCGCAAAUGGAAGACGCUCUCGAAGCAUCGAUUGCCGUCCCCCGCGAAGAGCAUCUCCUGUCAAGGCUCGCUCAUAUUCAUCGCCACGGCAAAACAUUCGCUGUUCGUCCUGGUGGAGAGAGGCGACAAGCUGUCGGAGCACAAGUCGGACAACGAGGCGAGGGCGACCCAGAACGUGGUGCCCUUUGGCAACAACUCGGCCAUCUUCUCCGCCUGGAACGGGGGCACCACCGACAUCAUGGCGUUCUCCGGUUUCCGCCAGGACGGCCAAGAGCCCUACCCGUUGUUCCACGCGAACCUGCCACUCCUGGUCGACAACCUCCUCCUCAGGCCGGAUUCGGACCAAUCCGGCGACCGACAUCGGUUCUAUGCGGGCGCGAGUGACGGGACCUUGUUCCACCUUUCCCUCCUGAGACACAACGAGUGGGAGCUCCUGCAUUUUCUGGAGCAGGCGAGCUACCUGAACAAGAAAUCGAUCAAGCCGGUCCCCAUCAGGGCACGAGACGCCGACGGUGACGAGGUUGUUCUUCGGCCGCCGGCCGUCCGACUGAAAGACCUGCAUGUUCGAGGUGAUCGGUUGUUCAUGAUGAUAGAGGAAGGACCGUACAACUUGCGCCGGAUCCUCAAGGGGCCCAUGCUCGAAGAGUUCGAGGCCUUGGCCGCUAUGGUGCUGCACACGAGUGACGAUCUGGUCGAGGCUGUCGCCGUGUGGUUGAGGGAACUGCUCAGUUACCCUUCUUAAUUAGUUUACCUAGUUGGUGGGCAAGUCGCCCGCUUUGGAACGUGACGAGUAUCGUCGUGAAUAAUCCAUUCUUCCUUU
This is a messenger RNA of Exophiala oligosperma, 4365 nucleotides long. RefSeq lists its product as uncharacterized. The record is from RefSeq and is a predicted model, not a curated record. NCBI's taxonomy places the organism in Eukaryota, Fungi, Ascomycota, Eurotiomycetes, Chaetothyriales, Herpotrichiellaceae. Bases 418 to 4287 code for a protein of 1289 amino acids. Gene Ontology annotation, biological process: mRNA splicing, via spliceosome. Gene Ontology annotation, molecular function: protein binding; U2 snRNA binding. Gene Ontology annotation, cellular component: nucleus; U2 snRNP. The transcript is spliced from 5 exons.